This is a messenger RNA of Amborella trichopoda, 1712 nucleotides long. RefSeq names its product signal peptidase I. NCBI's taxonomy places the organism in Eukaryota, Viridiplantae, Streptophyta, Magnoliopsida, Amborellales, Amborellaceae. The record is from RefSeq and is a predicted model, not a curated record.
GCCGCUGCUGAGCAGUGAAGAAAAAGAAGAGGAAAGGCGAUGAUUCGUUGGGCUGCAUUUUUCCUCCUCCUAACCACCAAUGCGCAGUCACCUGAGACUGAGAGCCCCCCCUCCUACGAUUACUUCUUCUUACAGGAUAUUUUGAGGAAAAUUUCUGAUAUAGAACAGUGGAGAUUGGAUCGAGUAAGAUUGUCGAGCUUAGAUGUAAAAAAUGCGAAGAUUUCUGCUGCCCAAAGAUAUGAAUUCAUUCUUCAAAUUGGGGGGAAUUCUUUGGCACUGAAAUUCAAUGAUGAGAGACUUUCAUGGGAAAAAUUACAUCGAAAGAGCAAACAAGCUUCGAAAGGAAGUGAUAUUUUUGAACCCCAAAUGGUUAAAAUUAUGCAAAGAAGACCUUCCCUUAAACCAUUUAAGUUGGAAGGUCCACUUGAAAUGCACAUCCAUGGGAGUGGGGAGCCACAAUUGAUUCUUCCACUAAAUCCUACUCUUAUAGCUCCAAAACGAGUUCUUGUUGGUGAAGGAAUUACGAUAAGAGUAAAAGGUGCCCAACAAAUCACGCUGAUUCACCCUUCCAUAUCUGAUUCAUUCAUAAAUAGGACCUCAAUCAAUGUUUGCAAGACUACUCCUUUGGCUGUUAUGUAUUAUUCAUGCAUGCCACGGCUCCUGGUGCGAAUCUCAGAGCCCAUUUCUUUAAUUGCAUAUGGGAUCCGCAAUGCCCAAGCUCACAUGAACAUGGCAUUUCCUUCCAAUGAUACUCUCACAUUGAUGCUGGAAAACGGUAUACUUCAUUGGUCAAAGAGCACCAUGCGACAACCGAUUGUCUCUCUUGAUCCAGGGUUCCUUCCUCUUAAUUCAAAGUUGGAUCAACUAAGGGAAUUGCUAAAGAGAUUAUUGGGUGAACGUAUUUACAAAAUGGGGAAGCUAAGGAUAUCUAGAGUGAGAAUCAUUGCUUCUACAUUGGUGAGGUUUCAACUGGAAUUGAAGAGGGAUAUGAGAGAAGAGCUUUCGGAUGUGGAUGCUUCAAUGGCAUGGAGAACCAGGCCAACACUAGAGCGAGCUUGGUUUGAGAUAGUGGCGAGAGCGGAACGUGGGGAGCAAUUGAAACCCUUGAUUUUGAAGAGGUUGAGGCCAUUUGUAAGAGCUGAUUCCCGUGCAUGGAGUAACCUCAUGGGGAACACCUCCUUGGCAAGAUUCCCAUCCAGCCAUGUUCCUUCUGAGGCCCUCACAUUGGAUGUCAAGUGGUAGGAUGAUUUGUUUGUUUUAGGGGGAAAGGUGAUGACUAAUCCAUUGGCAUCAUAAUUGUCUGAUGCGAACAUGGAUGGUGAUGCAUGCAUACCAUUUGGUUCUUGCAGGCCUGCUUGUUGUCCCCUACAAUUUCCGUAGCCUGUUGGACCAUACUUUCUCUUUUGUUAUUUGUCUAUUGAGUAAAUCCUACACCCAUGUGAUAACUUUUCUAAAGGUUUAUGCCAAAUUUAAUGGUGAUCAUUUAGGGUUCUACACACAUGGGUGUAGGAGGGUCUCAUAGGAUUAUUGCUCUAGUCUAUUUAUCAUUGCACAAGAUGAAGGGUGUGUUGAAGCUGGAAAACCAGGAAUUCUGGAAUCUAGAAAUAUGUAUAAAAUAAUGUGAAGUAUUUCAGGUUUGAGUGCAUACCUGAUUAUUUCAAUUUAUUUGAGAUUUGUAUUUAAAUAUGUAUAAAAUGCUGUGCUUUUGAUAA